Molecule: messenger RNA, 1253 nt
Organism: Callorhinus ursinus (northern fur seal)
Lineage: Eukaryota; Metazoa; Chordata; Mammalia; Carnivora; Otariidae
Gene: ZMYND11
Product: zinc finger MYND-type containing 11
Biological process (GO): regulation of transcription elongation by RNA polymerase II; regulation of signal transduction
Cellular component (GO): nucleus
Molecular function (GO): transcription corepressor activity
Source: RefSeq, a predicted model, not a curated record
CAAGAAGAAAAACACAAACAAACAGGAGAUGAGCACAUACUUGCGGUUCAUCGUCUCACGCAUGAAGGAGAGGGCCAUAGACCUUAAUAAGAAGGGCAAGGACAACAAGCACCCGAUGUAUCGGAGGCUGGUGCACUCGGCGGUCGACGUCCCCACCAUACAGGAGAAGGUGAAUGAAGGAAAGUACCGAAGUUACGAAGAAUUCAAAGCGGACGCUCAGCUGCUUCUGCACAACACCGUGAUUUUCUAUGGAGCAGACAGUGAGCAGGCGGACAUAGCGCGGAUGCUGUACAAGGACACCUGUCACGAGCUGGAUGAACUACAGCUUUGCAAGAAUUGCUUCUAUUUGUCAAAUGCUCGUCCUGACAAUUGGUUCUGCUAUCCUUGUAUCCCUAAUCAUGAACUCGUUUGGGCUAAAAUGAAAGGCUUUGGAUUCUGGCCUGCCAAAGUCCUGCAGAAGGAGGACAACCAGGUGGACGUCCGCUUCUUUGGUCACCACCACCAAAGGGCCUGGAUCCCAUCGGAAAACAUACAGGACAUCACGGUGAACGUGCACCGGCUGCACGUGAAGCGCAGCAUGGGCUGGAAGAAGGCUUGUGACGAGCUGGAGCUUCAUCAGCGUUUCCUUCGUGAAGGAAGGUUUUGGAAGUCUAAGAAUGAGGACCGAGGGGAGGAGGAGGCGGAGUCCAGCAUCUCGUCCACCAGUAACGAGCAGCUAAAGGUCACUCAAGAACCGAGAGCAAAGAAAGGACGACGUAAUCAAAGUGUGGAACCCAAAAAGGAAGAACCAGAGCCGGAGACCGAAGCCGUGAGUUCCAGCCAGGAGAUCCCCACGAUGCCUCAGCCGAUCGAAAAGGUUUCUGUGUCCACUCAGACCAAGAAGUUAAGUGCCUCUUCCCCACGAAUGCUGCAUCGAAGCACCCAGACCACCAGUGACGGCGUCUGCCAGAGCAUGUGCCACGACAAAUACACCAAGAUUUUCAAUGACUUUAAAGACCGAAUGAAGUCUGACCACAAGCGAGAAACGGAAAGAGUUGUGCGGGAAGCUCUGGAAAAGCUGCGCUCGGAAAUGGAAGAAGAGAAGCGACAAGCUGUAAAUAAAGCUGUAGCCAAUAUGCAGGGUGAGAUGGACAGAAAAUGUAAGCAAGUAAAGGAGAAGUGUAAAGAAGAGUUUGUAGAAGAAAUCAAGAAGCUAGCAACACAGCACAAACAACUGAUUUCUCAGACCAAGAAGAAGCAGUGGGUAAGUACCU